AUGCUCAAGAUCAUGAUCAAAGAGCAGAUCAAGUUCAGCCAAAAACAUACAUAUACACCCGACGAUAUCACCAAGCACUUCUCUCGCCCUGUCUCUGAAAUCGAUGCAGCCCUGGAGAUAACAGUCCAGUACUCAGAUCUGCAACUUUUUUUCUCGGAAGAAAGUGUCAGCAUGCAUGACAUCUACUAG
Molecule: messenger RNA, 189 nt
Organism: Penicillium arizonense
Lineage: Eukaryota; Fungi; Ascomycota; Eurotiomycetes; Eurotiales; Aspergillaceae
Exons: 2
Coding region: 1-189 (62 amino acids)
Source: RefSeq, a predicted model, not a curated record